AUGUUUUGGCCAGUUCUCGAGAAGUUUCGCCGAGAGCGCAAGCCUCGAGAGCCCCUUCCCAACGAGGGGUCAGACCCCAAAGAGGAGCUGCCGCAAUCGACGAUGGCAAAUUUCAUUGAGCACCUGCAAGGACGCAACAAGAAGCCAUCGACAAACCCCAUCGUCCAGGGAUUCACAUGUACUGCCUGCCAUGACCUGAUCACCGAUCCAGUUGCCGGCGACGGCGGCGAUGGAGUAAUCAAAACCAAGCUUGGACACCUUAAAUCGAGCGCCAAAUCAGGAUGCGCCGCAUGCACAGCCAUCAGACUGGCAUUUAAACAUUUUCGCGCCACUGACGACUUAGUCGGCUGGCAAGAUCAUUGGCGUUUGCAUAGCGAAAUGCCGGAAGAUAGUGAGAGCGCGUUCGCGGCACGGGGCGAGGACUACGUACCGCGAAAUAAUAUAAAACACAUGUGGAUCGACGCUGGUGAUUUGGACGUCGAGAUACAUCGCUCACAUCCUAUUCAACUCUACACGUGGAUACCCAGUCCGUCUCCUCCGAAGGGUAUCGAUGUCGAUCGGGAUAACAGACUUCAGCAGGCGCUAACACCUCUGCCGCUCUUCGGCCCAUCAUACGACGUACCCAGACGCUCCGAUGAUCCACAUUGUCUGCAGACGGCGAGGGGGUGGAUGGAGGAUUGCUUGUCUACCCACCCUGACUGCCAUGGAAAGAAGGGGUUAGCGAAACCCCAGCUGCCAGAUAGGGUUUUGGACAUAUCUGCGCAAGGCGUUAGAAUCCUGGAAGGGACUGCCAUCGAAGCCGACUAUGUCACUCUCUCAUACUGCUGGGGGAAUCCGGAAACGCAGCGACUGAAAACGACAAAAUCCAAUCUUGACCGGCAUCGCCACGAGAUCAGCUGGAAUGACUUGUGCAAAACCCACCAAGACGCCAUAACCGUAUCAAGAGCGCUUGGGUUUUCAUACCUUUGGAUUGAUGCGCUCUGUAUUGUCCAAGACGAUCCCCAAGACUGGGCAGCCACGGCAUCCCGUAUGGCUGACGUCUACGAAAAUUCCACAUUGACCCUCUGCGCUAUCUGGUCCGCACACAGUGACGGCGGCCUCUUCUCAGAUCGCUACGCGGGCCGGCGAGACCUUGACGACCCUGCUCAAAAAAUGGCCACUCCGCACCGCGUCCGGGCUAAGCCGCCCAUCAACGCGCGUUUGGCUUUCAAGCAGCAUUUCUACGAUCAAAAUAUGAAGGAGGCCCAAGACUUAGGCAUUGCACCAACGACCGACUCAGAGCCAUUGCUCACCCGGGGUUGGUGCCUGCAGGAAAGGCUGUUGUCCCGGCGCACCCUGAGCUUCACGCGCGAGGAGAUGUAUUGGGAAUGCAAAACGAGGAGGAGAUGCGAAUGCAAGGAGGCUGAUAGACGUCAGCCCAAGUCUCGAACUGUAGACUUCUCACAGACUAGUUCCACCAGCCAUGCCGUGCUUAGAAAUUCCGGUACUGUGGGGGGGGAAAGCAGCGACUCCGAUGCGUGGAGAGACCUGGUGACAACUUAUACAGCAAUGUCGCUCACUUAUUCGAGUGAUAGACUCCCCGCACUUUCCGGGCUAGCUCACCGCUUCUACGAGACCAAGGGCGAUUCAUGGGCUUCGCGUGAGGGCCAAGCCAACUUCUCCAACUUCGAACCCGACACCGACUUCGAGGUACUCGAUGCCUCCUGCACCUACGGUACCGAUAUCUGCGGUCACUGCAGCGAGGGCUCCCUGACCGCCUACGGGAGACUUGUGCCGGCGACUCUGAAGCACAAACAUAUCAAUCGAGACCCCGACUCACUCUUGGCGGACAAGUCACUCUCGACGCAAAAAUGGUUGAGGGCGUACUGGAUAGAACAAGAUGGGCUGUGGGGCUACAUCCAAGCCGACACCGAACUUGGAGUGCCUGGACAUGAAGACUUUCUACCGUCUGGUAGUCCAAUUUUCUUGCUUAGGCUUGGGUGGGAGUCUGUUGAUUUUGCGAGGGCCAGCUGUGGACUGGUGUUGAGAUAUCUCGAGGGUCGUGAUAGAGGCGCCACGCCUUCUCCGGGACACAGCACACUCGACGAGCUGAAUUCUCACGGCAGGAAGCCGCGAACCCUCUUACCCCUCCCACCCCCUAGAAUCACCUCUCCAGCUACUGAAGCCUGUGAAGAACCAGGCCCUUCACCCCAACGGCCAACAGAUGACUCUUCAGAACGUCGUCCUCGCGAUUCGGACGUCCGAGGAAGUUCACCUAUGCCGGCACUUACAUUGUGGGCUGAAGACCUCCAACUAAUGCAUCAUUACACGCUGGUUACGUGCCAUACACUACCGAGGGGCGACGAAGUACUGCAUAUUUGGCAAAGCGAAGUCGUCAAGCUUGCCUUCACCCAUAAUCCCUUGCUACACCAGAUCCUAGCCUUCUCGGCCUUCCACAUGGCACACCUUAAUCCGGACAAACGCCAUCAAUACUCCGUUCUUGCCCUGCAGCACCAGACCGAAGCCGCCCGCGGGUUAAGAACAUCAUUGGCCGACCUUGCUGUCGAACACUCCGAGGCGUCUUUCGCGGCGGCGUGCUUUCUCAUCUUUGGAGCCUUUGCCCGGUUGUCCCUCAGCUCUGCAGCCAGAGGCGACAACCCCCGACCAAUGUUGGCUGAUCUGAUCAAUGUCUUUACAUUUGUCCGCGGGAUGAACAUCGUCUUGCACGAAUCAAAGAGCAUCAUGCAACAAGGCUGCCUUGUCGAUCUCUUCAGACUACCGGUGUAUACGAACCCCGUAUCCCCUCUCGAGGAAAUGUGUGAGGAUCUCGAAAGUUUAGGGUCGCGGAUACGUCACGCUGGCAUUCAAUAUGACCCGGCCGUCGUACGCAUAGUUGAUGGCGCGAUAUUCAAACUCGUCAGAGGUACUCGCGACGCCAUAAGAACAUCAUCGACACCCGAGCUGCGCGCCAUCUCUCUAUGGCCCAUUGUCCUAUCCGACGAGUUCUUGACUCUGUUGCAGGAAAGGCAUCCCCUGGCACUCAUAGUAGUUAUGUACUACUGCAUUAUCGUCCAUGAUUCCGAGGCAACCGCAUGGUUCACGCGUGGCUGGGGGAAGAGUGUGGCUUCGGAUAUUAGAAGGCUUUUAUCGCCCUCGCAUAUGAAACUUUGUGAAUGGGUGUUUCACCACAUUGGGUAUAUCGAAUGA
Messenger RNA from Scedosporium apiospermum, 3186 nucleotides. RefSeq lists its product as uncharacterized. NCBI's taxonomy places the organism in Eukaryota, Fungi, Ascomycota, Sordariomycetes, Microascales, Microascaceae. The record is from RefSeq and is a predicted model, not a curated record. Bases 1 to 3186 code for a protein of 1061 amino acids. The transcript is spliced from 5 exons.